GAUUUUGCGACGAGGGUAUAAGAGGAGGGCGGAAACCGUUGUUGGAACUCCAACUUGAGCCCGCCUCUUGUAUUGCAUCUAAUAUGUCGUUCGCUCGCCUCUCUGCUUUCCUUUUCGUCUGCGCCGCGACAGCUCUCACCGUGGCCUUCCCUGCUGAUAGCACUAUCGUCGCUCGUGAUGAUGCUAGCUGGACCAACGACGCCACCUUCCGAUCGGCUAUCCUCGAUACCACCAACUCGUACCGAAGCGCACAUGGCGCGUCCGCGCUUACUUGGGACGAUACCCUCGCUUCGUAUGCAUUACAGCAUACCCAGCCCUGCGUGUUUCAACAUAGCGGCGGACCGUACGGAGAGAACCUAGCUGCUGGAUAUGCCUCGCCAUCGGCUUCGGUUGCUGCAUGGGGCGACGAAGGCAAGCAGUAUAGCUGCAGCAACCCCGGAUUCUCGAGCGCGACCGGUCACUUCACGCAGUUGGUGUGGAAGAGCACUACCAAGGUUGGGUGUGGAAGGGUCAACUGUAACGGUUCCAAUGGGACGCCGGGAUGGUACCUCACUUGCGAAUACAGCCCCGCCGGUAAUAUUGUCGGAAACAACAACCAGUACUUCAAAGACAACGUUCAGUGUUAAUUUAAGUAAAGGAGGCGAAGGCGAUGGUCUUUGUUGUAGUUCGCUGAUGUGAAUACUUCUAAACUGCAGAAUUUAUAUCAUCCUUUGCACCCAAAAGC
Molecule: messenger RNA, 724 nt
Organism: Desarmillaria tabescens
Lineage: Eukaryota; Fungi; Basidiomycota; Agaricomycetes; Agaricales; Physalacriaceae
Product: CAP domain-containing protein
Exons: 5
Coding region: 84-626 (180 amino acids)
Cellular component (GO): extracellular region
Source: RefSeq, a predicted model, not a curated record